Molecule: messenger RNA, 1221 nt
Organism: Folsomia candida
Lineage: Eukaryota; Metazoa; Arthropoda; Collembola; Entomobryomorpha; Isotomidae
Product: ABC transporter G family member 23
Exons: 8
Coding region: 1-1221 (406 amino acids)
Cellular component (GO): membrane
Molecular function (GO): ABC-type transporter activity
Source: RefSeq, a predicted model, not a curated record
AUGCCUAAUUUGGACGAUGUCGCAGCAUUAAGGAUAGUUUCUGGCAGAAAAUCCUACUCUAACAAGGUGAUCUUGGACGGGGUGGACAUCACGGUGGAGAAAGGAACAAUGUACGGUUAUUCAAGUCCGAAUAUACAACAGUUUGAAAUAACUAAACCACCAUCUAAAAUUUCUAAUCUUUUGGAAUACUCGAAGAACUACUAUUCUCAACUGAAGGCACUCACCGUUCGGAAUUUGACUAUCUAUUUGAGAUAUCCUUUGUUACCAUCGAGCCAGAUUAUCUGCGUCUUGGUGAAUAUCUACUUUGCUUUGCAUAUGGCUGGGUAUGAUCCUGUUGGGCUCAGCUUGGGGACAAUAACAGAUCAUUCUUGCGACACAAGGGCCAACCAAACUCCGACUGCUAGAAUGAACGAAGAUUUGUAUGCCUGUAAAUUUCUGAACAUUUUAGAAAAGUCUCAGAUUAAUUUGGUGCCCAUGCAGACUGUACUCGACGCGGUACAAGCCGUUAAAUCGGGGAGUAUCUCCGGCUAUUUAAAAUUCCCUGUAAAUUUUACGGAAAUCAUGUUGAAACGGUUUGUCUGGAAUAUUAAUGCCGAUGAGGAAAUCAUAAAUGGAUCAUAUAUUUCGAUCCGAUUAGACAAUUCAGAAUACAUGACCUCCUACUUUGUUACGAAGUCAUUGUAUGAAUCCAUGCAAAAGUUGAUGACAGAAAUUGUGACAGAGUAUGGAAUUGAUGAACGCACCGUCACACUACCCUUUUCGUUUAACGCCGUUUAUGGAAACAUGUCCGACACGUGGAACACAUUUCUUGUACCAAUGUUACUACUAUUCAUGUGGACCAUCUUGUCAGUAACGAUGGGAUUCUUUCACGUUACGGACACCUGUGAUGGCACAUUAGCCCGAACGAUGGCAACAGGAGUCGACUUUCACAAAGUUCUCCUUUCCUAUUACAUUGCCGACAUUCCGUUAACCAUAAUUCAGGCGGGAUUGUUCGUCUCGGCCGUCUGGUGGGAUCGGGGCGACCAAAUCCAAGGAAGAUUGGCAUUAAUCGGACUCGUCUUCUAUCUCGUUCGGAUUGUGUAUAUCGCGUUUUAUCUUAUGCUUGCGUCCAUGAAAAUCUCAACGAAGGAUACGAUUAUGGUGGCAAUUGCUGCGCUGCAGAUUUUCCUAUAUGCUACAGGUGUUUACUUGUGUCUCGAAGCGAGACAGAAUUUGAGCUGA